This is a messenger RNA of Cyclospora cayetanensis, 321 nucleotides long. Its product is annotated as glutaredoxin-1. Gene Ontology annotation, cellular component: cytoplasm. Lineage: Eukaryota; Apicomplexa; Conoidasida; Eucoccidiorida; Eimeriidae. The record is from RefSeq and is a predicted model, not a curated record. The transcript has 4 exons. Gene Ontology annotation, biological process: cellular response to oxidative stress. Gene Ontology annotation, molecular function: glutathione disulfide oxidoreductase activity. The coding region runs from base 1 to 321 and encodes 106 amino acids.
AUGGAGCUAAAGAGCUCUAGGGACGUGCCGCAAUGGGCCGAGGAGCUAAUCAGAGGCCACGCGAUUACCGUCUUUGCAAAGACGCCCUGCCCUUUCUGCCGAAUAGCAAUUGAAGCCCUCACGAGCCUAAACGUCAGUGACAUGCACGUGGAGGAAAUAGAUAAAAGUCACUACUGCGACGCGAUUCAGGACUUCUUGGAGGAGAAGACAGGCGCCCGAUCUGUCCCGCGAGUAUUUAUUGCUGGGAAGUUCUUUGGCGGGGGUGACGAUACAGUCGCUGGCGUGAGAAGCGGCGCCGUCCAACGACUGCUUGGAAUAUGA